This is a messenger RNA of Galleria mellonella (greater wax moth), 1269 nucleotides long. It is a transcript of the gene PGAP3, whose product is annotated as post-GPI attachment to proteins factor 3. Gene Ontology annotation, cellular component: endoplasmic reticulum membrane. NCBI's taxonomy places the organism in Eukaryota, Metazoa, Arthropoda, Insecta, Lepidoptera, Pyralidae. Gene Ontology annotation, biological process: GPI anchor biosynthetic process. Bases 164 to 1135 code for a protein of 323 amino acids. Gene Ontology annotation, molecular function: hydrolase activity, acting on ester bonds. The transcript is spliced from 7 exons. The record is from RefSeq and is a predicted model, not a curated record.
UGACAUUGACAAGAAUGGCAUGUUUAUAUUGUUUUUAUCUCAGCCAAUUUGAAUUUAAUGAGAAAUCAUUUUAAUAAAAUUUUAUAAUAUUGUUUGAGUUUGCAAUCUAGAUGUACAUAAAUAUCAAUACUUACUAGUCAAAGGAUAUUGCUACAAGAUCCCCAUGUAUUUAAGUAUAUUGUUAUUAUUUAUUUUUACUGCUAAAUUCCCUAUAAUUUUAGCGAGCGACGGCGAUCGGUCACCUUUUUAUCAGAAUUGCUUAAAAAGUUGUUUAAAAGAGAAUUGUACAGGUGAUGGCCACUCAUUUACAAGUGCAGCUCUUAAGCAGCAAGACUUCUGGUGUAGACUUCUUAAGUGGAGCUGCAGAGAGGAGUGUCAAUAUAAUUGUAUGUGGAAGACAGUUAAUGGUUUUCAGGAGAGGGGAUACAGUAUUCCCAAAUUUCAUGGCAAGUGGCCUUUUGUAAGAUUAUGGGGUGUACAAGAGCCAGCAUCAGCAUUUGCCUCACUCCUCAAUUUGGCAUCUCAUAUUUACAUGCACAAUGAGAUAGCCAAGCGGUUUAGUGUUAAGAAUACACCACUUGUACUGUUCUGGCAUGGGUUUGCGAUGGUGUGCAUGAACGCUUGGACAUGGUCUACAAUAUUUCACACGCGGGACACACCGUUCACUGAGUUCAUGGACUAUGCAUGUGCAUUGUCUAUGGUGAUGAGUUUAUUUGUGGCAGCAAUUGUCAGAGUGUUCCAUAGAAGAAAGAAGUUUGCGAUGGCGAUCCUUGCGUUGCCCAUCUUGUAUUAUGUAGAACACGUGCGCUACUUGUACUCGGGCAGGAUAGACUACGAUUAUAAUAUGAUGGUCAACAUUUUCUUUGGCGUGCUGGGCUCGGCGACGUGGGUGUGCUGGGCGGGCGGGCAGCUGGCGGCGGGGCGGCGGCACGCGUGGCGCGUGGCGGCCUUCACGGCGCUGUCGGGCGCCGCGCUGGCGCUCGAGCUGCUCGACUUCGCGCCGCGCCGCGCCUGGGACGCGCACGCGCUCUGGCACCUCGCCACCGCGCCGCUGCCGCUCCUCUUCUACAGGUGCUCAGUCAGUCAUGGCUGUGGCCCAUCGACGUUUAGAAAUCCUCGGAACGAUUUGUCAUAGACGACCUCCAGUACCUGCAGAGAUCCAAAAUCGUUGUCAAAAACGACUUGAAGCUAACAUAAACAUAUUAGUUCGUUUUUAUCUUUUAAUAAUGUUAAAUAAUAAUUUAAAUAAUAAAUUUUUUGCUUACAAUA